CUUAUCCCUGGGGAGGUCAGAACGAAUCAGAAAAACGCCCCAAACGCCAAAGCCAAAAAGGACAUGGUUCCUCCUCAACCCUUGCAGAGCAACGCCUGCACCUGAAACGUCAUAGUCCCAAGUGAAUUCACAUCUUGGAUAACAUGGGUCCUUCUGAGGAACUGGCUGUCCUCGGACUUUCCGAAUUUAACAGACUUUCAAGAUUUUUACUGACCUCGCACAGCUCCUGUCGCCAUGGUGACAACACUAAUUCAUGGUGGCUACCCAGGUCUCCUGUCUCCACGGUAACCGGUGCUUUGCGACCUUCAGUUUGCAGCGGUCGUGCUGCAGCCGCUGCAGUGGUUGCUGGGCGACGGCGGAGCGAAGCAGGUGGUUUGAGGUGGGGACCCGGACAGGCUUCCGGUAGGGGUGUAGAGGCGGUUCCGGGGAAGCCUGCGCCCCCAGGUAGGGGUGCUCCGGGCCGCCGGCCCCGCAGCCCGCCCCUCCCCGGGCCCAUGGCCGGGGCGGUGGGUGCGACAGGGGGCUCAGGCUGGACUUGGCGGCCGGUGGCGCGGGAUCCGCUGCUGGCGCGGGCCUUUCAUUCAUGCACCGAACUGCGGGGACGGUUCUAUCUGGUGGGGGGUCUCCUAGCCGGAGGAGCGAGAGAGCCGAGCAGUGAUAUGGUGGUCUUCGAUCCGGCUGAGGGCCAGGCCGUGCGGGUGGGGGCCCGGGGCGGCCCGAGGCGCAGCCACCACGACGCGGCGCCGGUGGGCGGGCGCUGGCUCUGUGUAGUGGGCGGCUGGGAUGGGUCGCGCCGCCUGGCCACAGUAAGCGCCCUGGACACCGAGCGCGGUGUGUGGGAGGCGUGGACCGCCGCCCCCGGCAGCUGCUCCCCUGCCGGCCUCAGUAGUCACACCUGUACCCGCCUCUCCGACCGAGAGCUGCGGGUGGCAGGCAGGGAGGGCGGGACUCGCACUCAGCGUCGUUAUGGAAGCAUCUACACGUUAAGGCUGGACCCUGGCGCCCGCACCUAUUGCUAUAAGGAAGAAGGCUACCACACAGUCUCACGUUCAGGUCACUGCGCUGCCCUACUCCAAAGUCCUGGGCCCCACCCAGGUCACCAGCUAUUGCUCUUUGGGGGCUGCAACUCAGCUGAAGCAGAAGUAGCUGGGCAUUGGAGUCAUGGGAAGAUUAAGGAGGAACCACCUGCUGCCCCCCGUCUGACGGAACAGCUUGCAAGUCUCGUGAGCAGUGGGCAGGGGUCCCAGCAGGGGCCUCGAGGACUCCGGCAUCACUCGUGUUCUGUGGUUGGGCCCUUUGCUGUGCUGUUUGGUGGAGAAACUCUGACUAGAGCCCGAGACACCAUCUGCAAUGACCUCUACAUCUAUGAUACCCGAAAGUCUCCUUCUCUGUGGUUCCACUUCCCCUGUGCAGACCAUGGACUAAAACGCGUGGGCCAUCGGACCUGCCUUUGGAAUGAUCAGCUCUACCUGGUUGGGGGUUUUGGUGAGGAUGGCAGGACAGCUAGUCCACAGGUUUGCAUUCUGGACCUCUUUAUCUGAAGAAUAGUGCCAAGAUACACCACCAAGCCUCUGUUUGUUUUUUGUUUUUGUUUUUUGCGGUACGCGGGCCUCUCACUGUUGUGGCCUCUCCCGUUGCGGAGCACAGGCUCCGGACGCGCAGGCUCAGCGGCCAUGGCUCACGGGCCUAGCCACUCCGUGGCACGUGGGAUCUUCCCGGACCGGGGCACAAACCCGUGUUCCCUGCAUCGGCAGGCAGACUCUCAACCACUGCGCCACCAGGGAAGCACCAAGCCUCUGUUUUGUUGCAGACUCAUAAGCUUUAGUUAUCACCAGAGCUAUCUGCCUCAUGUCAAAUGCUGAUUAAAUUUCAACCUGAGA
Messenger RNA from Orcinus orca (killer whale), 1880 nucleotides. RefSeq names its product kelch domain containing 9 (gene KLHDC9). The record is from RefSeq and is a predicted model, not a curated record. The transcript is spliced from 4 exons. NCBI's taxonomy places the organism in Eukaryota, Metazoa, Chordata, Mammalia, Artiodactyla, Delphinidae. Bases 144 to 1541 code for a protein of 465 amino acids. Gene Ontology annotation, molecular function: cyclin binding.